This is a messenger RNA of Ogataea parapolymorpha DL-1, 1299 nucleotides long. Its product is annotated as Cop9 signalosome complex subunit 11. The record is from RefSeq and is a predicted model, not a curated record. The coding region runs from base 1 to 1299 and encodes 432 amino acids. The transcript has a single exon. Lineage: Eukaryota; Fungi; Ascomycota; Pichiomycetes; Pichiales; Pichiaceae.
AUGUAUGUGGAUCUUUAUCUUGACAAAUACGAAAAAGGUCCGCUGUACGUGAAACGAUUGGCGUACAUAUGCCAGGAAUUCCCCAUCUCUACCGAUGUGGUUCACAAAUUGCUGGACAUGAUAGUGGACCCAAGAUCUCCUUACAAGUAUUUUAAGGAUACUCCCCGUUUGCUGAGGAUCACUGGCAACGAGGUGUACUUGCAACGCUACAACGAACUGCAGGUAACAACCAACUCGAAGCCGAAUUUCGAUGAUGAGCUGCUCAAACUUGCCAAACUGGAGCCUACACAAGCCAAUUUCGAACGCAUAGUCGAUCUCUUGCAUCUGCGCACGGUGCACACGCUCAUGACUACGGCGUCGAGCGAUAACGUUGGUGAUAACUCGGGUUUUUACUAUAAUUUGGGUUCAGAGUUCUCGGCCAUGUUUCGAAAACGCUCGUUCAGAGAAUUGCAGAAGCUGAUUGUCUACAAGGCCUACGACGGCAAUCUGGCGUCGUCCACGGUAUUCCUGCGGCGGAAAUUGCAACAGGUUUUGGAAUACGAGCGUGACGACGAAAGUGAUGAGGAUGAUAGAAUGGACUCUGACGAGUACAAUCUAGAUAAAGAGGAGGCCAUUGCAUACUGGACUUGUCGAUGGUACCUCCUCUAUGCACUUUUCUUGAGCAAUAACUACCAGGCAGUGGUUGAAGAGUACUUUCAGCUCACAAAAGAGCCAGCUAUUGCCGGUUAUACUGCUUCGGACGUGCUAGCGAACGAGUACAGCAAUGAGCUCAUUUUCAAAGAGUAUCUGCUGCGUACUGUGUGUUUCUCCGUCUUGGUGGCAGAGAAAAUGCAAAACUUGGAGACCAGGUGGACCGAAAUGAUCAGAGAAUCUUUUGCCUCGGAUCCACCAUUGCGAAAGCUCAUAAAGCUCUACACUGGUUGCCGAUUUUCUGAUCUGAAAAAUGUCCUCACGGAGUUUCAGUCGGAGUUCGACUACGACGAGCAGCUUUCGCAUAGCUAUAGGCUCUGGAAACGGACUUUUGAGUACAAAAUAUGCGUAUUCUAUCUGUCACUGGUUAAAAAAGUGACUUUUGAUCAUCUGGAAGCAGUUUUGGGAACCACAAGCGAGGAAAUCACGAAGCUGAUCAGUCUGUUCAAGCUACGAGUCAAGAUUGAUCAGAAAAACAACCUUGUCGAGUUCCAGGACACAGAUAGCUACAUUGACCUGGAUAAACAAAUUCAGUCAUUGAACGAUGCAACUGUGGCCGAAAUGAGAGCGCUGGAAGUCAAUAGGAUGGUUAAAGAGGCGUUUGAUUGA